AUGGACUCCUCUCUCCAUGAAAUGAACUACUCUAGAUACUCCUCCCCCAACUCUCCAUUAAUGAGCAAGAUCACCAAUCCUGCUUCCACCACCUCAACAAAUUCUCUUCCUUCAGACAAUGGCAAGCCCUCUCUUCCACCUUCUCACCCUCCUGUUUCCUCCAACCAAGACGAUUUUCUACAGUCUCCAACUUCCCAGAGAAUUGCGGCCCUCAAUCUUUUAUCCCCAAAGCCUUCAUCAUCAAGCAUGAUACUUAAAAUUUUAUAUUCCUUUAAGGACAAUUCAUCAUCCUUUUUGGCCAGAUCUUCCUCCACCAUAAACAUCAACUAUCAGCAUAUUACUUUGAACAAUGUUUCCAUAACCUUGGGCCUAAUCAAUGUCAAAACUUGUAUAGACUUGAUUAUAAAUUCAUCCCCUGAAUUAUUUCUUGAUUUUACUAACUUGGACAAUAACUAUGUUACUAAUAAUAAUAUCAAUAGUUUCAAUAAUUCUUCCAAUAAUAUGAUUACAAACGAUUCUAACAACAAUAUAAACUCGAAUAUGAAUUUGAUUUCAAUAUCGAAUGACUCCAAUGUUCUUAAAAAUAAUUUUGACUAUAACAUAUACAUCUCAGAUGUAACCGAGCCCAAUGAACCCUUAGUAGGAAUUGGCUUGUUGUCUAACAUCUUGAAUAACUCCAUUAAUUCUCAAGUCACGAUGAUACCUGGAAAGGUUUUAAACAGUUUUACUAGUCUUUCAAAUACUUUCAAAUUCGUGAAAACUUUAGAAAUUAAAUUACAUUUCAUAAAAAUAAAUAAAAUAAAUAAACUUAAUAUAAAUUUUAAUGAAUUUCCUUUGGAAUAUUCUUUGGACACCACAAAUAUCAAUGAAAAUGAUCUUAACUUGAUCAAUUCUACUAACAUCGAUACUGCAAUUAUAAAUAACAACAAUAAUAAUAUAAACAAUGCCAAUAAUAAUACAAAUAACAAUAAUAACAUAAAUAAUAACAUAAAUAAUAACAUAAAUAAUAUCAUAAAUAACAACAAUGACAACGAAAUAGAAAAUAAUGAAAUCGAAAAUAACCAAAUUGAAAACAACGAAAUUGACUUGGAAACAGAUUUAAUAAAUAAUGACAAUGUCAAUUAUAAUGAUAAUGAUAAUUACAAUAACAAUCAAAAUGAAAAUGAAAAUGAAAAUAAUACAACUAAUCCCAAUUCAAAUUCUAAUAUCAAUAUUAAUAUUAAUGACACUGUUCAAUCCAAUCUAAAUUCUAAUACAAAUUAUCAAACCAAUAAUUCAAAUCAAAAAAAAUUUAAAAUUCCAAUAACAAAAAAAAAUAGAUUACCAAAAUUGGCUUCUUUUGCUACUUCAAAUCAAAACUAUUUAGCAUCUUCUCCAAUAAAGAUUAAACUAAAAAUCAAUAACAACAACAAUAACAAUAAUAACAAUAACAAUCAUAAUAACAAUCAUAAUAACAAUAACAAUCAUAAUCACAAUCACAAUACUAGUACUACUAAUAGCGCCUAUAUUAACAAUAAUUUUAAUAAUCUUUACAACAAAAGAAAUCCUAAAAUUCAAAAAAGAAUAACCAAUCCUGCUCCUGCUCCUAAAGCUGUAAGAACCCAAUCUUUACCUGUAUAUCAAUCGGAUUAUUUAUCUUUAUACCCACCAAAUUCCAUCGCUAAAAGAUUGAAAAUGGCUGAUUUAAACAAUUCAAACUCUCUAAACGCUAGAUUAAACGCCGUUAGAAAUCCUUCUAAUUUAUCUAAUUUAUAUAAAAUCUCAAAUACAAAUGAUGAUAUUGAUACAAAUAAUGGCUCAAGUUUAACCUCGGGAAUUAAUAUCGAAUUACUUAAAAAUGCUAAAAGAAGACCAAAUUCCAAGAAAAGACUUUCUGUUGGUGGUAAUACUAAUAAAAGUCAUAAUAACAACAGCAAUAAUAGUGACAAUAAUAAAAGUUUUACCAUUACAGCAAAUUCUAAUAUAAAUCUUGACAAUACCAAUAAUAAUGAUAGAAAUGACAGAAAACAUAAAGGCAAAACGUCGUUAAAGCAUUUAAUUAUUAAAGAAGAAUUAGAAUUUGAAUCACCACCAGAUUUACCAACAUGCAUUAAUUGUAAGACUCAUGAAUCUAAACUAUGGAGAUGGUUUUACGGAGACAAUGCAUUGAUGCUAAAUGAUCAGGGACUUUUAUGCGAUUUUUGCCACAUAUAUCUAAAAGAUUAUAACAAAAUGAGACCAAUACCACUUCUUAAUAAUAAAAAGAAGAGAAAAACAAUACCCAAUGAAACAAUUAAAAAAAAAAAGAGAAAGGCUUUAGGCACAAGCAAGAUCGUUGAAAAGAAAAUAUGUGACAUCAAUUCAUCACCAUUGGCUUCGUCGACAUCAGAUUACUUUGAGGCUAAUCAGGAAAGUGAAUAUAAUAUCAAAAAGUUACUAAUGAAGCGAUCACCCCACAAAAGUGGUUCAUCACACUCAAAAAAAAAAGUGUUGGGCGAACUGAAUCUAAACAAACUAAACAUUGCCAGUAGCGAAUGCAAUUCAACAGAGGAAACCGAAAAUGAAAAUAAGGAAGAUCCCAAUAAUCUCGACCAUCUCAACAAUCACAACGCCAACGAUAGCAACACCAAUGAAAACAAGGAAAAUGACCAGGCUCAGGAGGAAGAGAAACCCAACCAUCUCAACACCAAGCUCGACCUUCAGAAUCCAGACACUGUUGAGUGUAACAUCAACGACCUCGACCAGUUCAGCGACAUCUUCAACUUGAACAACUUAAACAACUUGGAUACCUACAACUACCUGCCAUUGACAGACAUUGAUCCUGUUGAUCCAUUCAACAACCUAGAAUAA
Ascoidea rubescens DSM 1968 is the source of this 2829-nucleotide messenger RNA. RefSeq names its product GATA-type transcription factor. Gene Ontology annotation, biological process: regulation of DNA-templated transcription. The transcript has 2 exons. Gene Ontology annotation, molecular function: zinc ion binding; sequence-specific DNA binding. The record is from RefSeq and is a predicted model, not a curated record. Lineage: Eukaryota; Fungi; Ascomycota; Saccharomycetes; Ascoideales; Ascoideaceae. The coding region runs from base 1 to 2829 and encodes 942 amino acids.